AUGAUUGCCUUGAAGAAACUGUAUGGCGACGAACUGCUCCGCCUAGCAUUAGUAUUAAGCCUUUUAAAGGCUAACCCAGAGGAGUAUCUGGAGAUAGAGACCCAGCAACUGCUCACGGGCCUAAACAUAUCCAACGGCUCCGAUUGGUCUCCGGAGCAGGAGGCCAGGACCUUAAUUAGACCGCGGUACGUCCACCCCAAGUCCCUGGACAACAUACUGAUCAACUAUGAAAGGGAACUCUUCGAGGAGCUAAACUCCUUGGGCCGGUAUAAUUAUCGGAUUAACAAUGACCGGAUGUGGUAUAAUGGUGCGGUACACACGUAUUUAGUUAAUAACGUGUCGACAGUCGCACCGGUACCGCCGAGUGAUACGGAUGAUGCGGCCGUGUCCUCCGACGACAAUGUAGCGCAAGAAGUCAAGAUCAGCGAGGAGGAAGAACAGGAACAACCCAUUGCUGUUGUCACACUAUCCGCGGAUUUCUUCGAGAACCGCACUGAGUCGGAUGUAUUCGCGGAAAUCGCGAGCCGGACCUUCGACGUCAACGAGUUCCUCGUGACGGACGCAAUGCAGAUCAAGAAGGAACAAGACAACGAUAUGAUAGUAAGAGUAAAGAAAGAAGCGGACGAUGAUCUAUACAGCGAUAAUGCGACGGAUGAUUUCGUCCCGUACUUCGCUAAAGCGGAGAAGGACUUAGAAGAAGAUGUGUUCCGCCAGAAUCUAGCUGAUCUCCAAGACUACGAUGAGUUCUUCGAUGAUGUAAAGGAUCUAAGGAGUGGAAUCGAGAAUUUGGAUGUCAAGCAGCAGGAAAAUUUAGAACAGUACCUGCUGGAGAACACUCCGUUAGAAACAGAGAUUUAUGAAUUGGCGCCGAUUUUCGAAGAUGAAUUUGCGUUGGGGGUUAAGAGGGAACGAGCUAGCACUAGUUUUACGUCAGCUAGCUCCAGUGGUGUGAGUGAGAUGGAUGUAUCCGUCAAAGAUGUGGCUACUCCUGAUGUCAAAUUGGAGCCUGAUGAAGGUCAUCAUACUGGGGACGAGUUGACACAAGAGGACAUGGAUCUCAUCGAAGUACUGUGGAAGCAAGAUGUGGACAUGGGUUUCUCCCUGGAGGAUCCUAUGCAACCGGAGGGACCCCAAGCAACCAAAGUCGAAUUGGCCAAAGAGCUGGACAAAGACCUUAAGAUUCAAGAAGAGAAGAAAAUGCAAGAAGAGAACGAGAAGAUUGAAAAGGUCAAGGCGUGUCUUCUUGACCCCGACAACAAAGAGGACGAUCCAUGGGCCGGCCUCUCCUACACCGUCGACACUGAGACAGGUGAAUACGUGAUCCAAGGUGACCUUCCACGUGAUUUGGUUAGCACUGAGGAGUCAAGAUUCGACCUGCUAGAGGAAGCCCUUCAGCUUGUUGAACUCGGUGACGAAGCAGAGACCAAGGAUGAACAGCCAGAGGCGGUAGAGGGAAGCAGCAGUGGAGGGGGCGAGAUGCUGCAUCCGGCGAUGCGGCACAUGCCGCAUCAUCCACUAGCUCAUUAUCAUAACCAGUCGUUGAUGCGGUCCAUGUCCGUAGAGCAGCGCUGGCAAGAUUUAGCAUCGUUGCUGACGAUACCGCCACCACCGGACCAGUACCAACACUACCACCAGCACCCGCAUCCUCACAACAUCAGCCAUGGGGCGGCUGGCUACGCGCCGAACUACCACGCGCCGCACGCGCCGCUUCCGCCGCACCCCGAAAAACUUGCAGAACCAUAUGGUGCGGCCGCCCCAAUCGAAAAUUCAUACAAAGUCGAAUCGGCUCACCAUCCACAGCAACAUGAUGCCAUAUAUUAUCAGAAUUCUACAUCGGAAAUGGCGCCAAAUCAAGAUGGCUUCCUACAGUCCAUAUUGAACGACGAAGAUCUACAACUCAUGGAUAUGGCAAUGAAUGAAGGCAUGUACACGAUGCGCAUGCUGGAUGGUGCGACUGCGCAUGUGCCUCAAAACCACCCACACAUGCCCAUGACCACAGAACGCGACUCUGCGUCCGACAGUGCAGUCUCGUCCAUGGGAUCGGAGCGGGUUCCGUCGCUCUCAGAUGGGGAAUGGUGCGACGGUAGUGAUUCGGCGCAGGAGUACCACAGUUCCAAGUUUCGCCCGUAUGAUGGCGCUUAUGCGAGGGAAAGGAACUCACUCGCACCGCAAAAGAAACAUCAUAUGUUCGGAAAGAGAUGCUUCCAGGAACAACCACAGCUGGAGCCGCUGGUCCCAAGGCCGCCCGUCAAGUACGAAUGCGAGCAGACUUACCACCACGACAGCAUGCAUAUGCACAAUGUUGAGUACAACUCCCGCCACCAGAUAGCCGGGCCUCACGUGACCCCACUUCAGCCCGCUUUGGACCUGAACACAGCCCACUCCAGCCACGCUCUUUUGCAGAGUAACACAACACCUGCACCGACGCAUCGCUACCCGUUGCUCGGGGAGAGGGUGCGUCACAACCACACUUACAGCGCGCCUCUGCCGCCCCCGGACCACCGGCAACCGGUUAGAGACAAAAGAGUGCGGCGUCUGACAGAUGGUAGUAGUUCUGAUGGGUCACCGGGACAUUUGAGUCGAGACGAGAAAAGGGCAAAGGCACUGGGCAUCCCGCUGGAGGUGUCGGACAUAAUAAACCUGCCGAUGGACGAGUUCAACGAGCGCCUCUCGAAGCACGACCUCAGCGAGGCCCAACUCUCGCUCAUCAGAGACAUCCGGCGCAGGGGCAAGAACAAGGUGGCAGCACAGAACUGCCGGAAACGGAAGCUGGACCAGAUCACGUCGCUCGCGGACGAAGUGCGUACAGUGCGCGACCGCAAGAUCCACACGCAACGUGACCACUCCGCGUUGCUCGCCGAACGACAACGCCUCAAGGAGAGGUUCGCGGCGCUCUACAGGCACGUGUUCCAGAACUUGAGAGAUGCAGAAGGCAGACCGCUAUCGUCAGCUCAAUACUCUUUGCAGCAGGCUGCAGAUGGAAACGUUGUUCUGGUGCCCAAAAUGAACCCACAUCAAGACCACAACAUAAACAGGCCGGAAGACGAUAUGGACAGAAAAAAAAGCUACGAGUGA
Messenger RNA from Leptosia nina, 3075 nucleotides. The record is from the annotation of a GenBank genome assembly. NCBI's taxonomy places the organism in Eukaryota, Metazoa, Arthropoda, Insecta, Lepidoptera, Pieridae.